GUCUUGAUUGCCCUGUACUGAGCCAUCAGCAGAACUGAAAACUAUAUAUUGCUUGAGCUCGCGGCCGUAAAUCUUGAAGAUUUAAUACGAAUGCGCACGAACAAGCAGAGAGGCAAGGCCUUCUUCAGUGUUACCCCGUAUUGAUAGCCUCCACACUCAAGCAGGCGAUCAGAUUAUUGUCAUUAAUUUCCCACUGACAGGAAUAAGAGCGGCGGGAUAUAUAGCUACGUAGGCAGGCAUGCGAGAUCCAGCAUUCAUUUUCUCAUUUAGCAUUAGGCUUAGCACGAAAAGAUCAACAUUAACGCAAGCGGUGGAAGAUAGGGCUCUACAUUCUUCAGAGUUCCAUCAAAUCGCGGGCUAUUGAUUGGUUUAAUUCUGUGGAUGAUUAGAUCUCAAUUGCACAGAGCGUGUACAAGGCUGGAGGCGAGCUUGCUGUUGUCAAACGAACCCAGGGAUAAUUGAACCAGAUGGAAGCCGCAUAAUUGGGGGACUGCAUAUCCCUUCUGCACUUAGAAAGGAAAUUAACAAGAAUUAAAUUGUCUGAGGAUCGGUAUUAGUUUGGAACGCAGAUAGAGCAAUUAGCUGAUGUGAGGACAGGGGCGAAAAUAUUCGACUUCGCGACUUUACUGAGCGCUGUUUGACAAUUACUGAAAUGGAAGGGAAAGAGUCGGUAUCACAAAACUCGGCAAAUGGCCCCAUCAUGUUUGCUAUUCCACGGACAUGGCAUCCACAUAUUUAUGAUAAAGCUCCAAGAGUUCCCACGCGGCAUUUAAUAGCAGACAUUUUGGGUUUUCGAGAAGAAUAUGGAACAGCACCAUCGUCAUUAUCAUCAUCAUCAUCAUCAUCAUCAUCAACACUGAGGGCCGGUACCGUAUCCAUGGGCGGCAUGAACAUCGAUGAUGACAAUGAUGAGUUAACCAGCACCAAAUGUUUGCCGAAUGCAGGGGAAUCAGGUGUUCCCUUUGACACUACCUGCUCAGAAUCAGACGUCUCGGAAAUCUCAGCGCCCUCCUCGUCAUUGUCCAAGGCAAUGUCCUUGUCUGGGAGCGUCGAUGGGGGUGACAGCGACGGUCCCGUGGACUUGUCGGCGUCGUCAAGCAAGCGUAAACGAGAUGUCCAAAGGAAAACAACCGUCGAUUCGUGCUCUACUAUCGACCAUGGGAUGAAACGGAAAAUAGUUAAUGAAGACAAAUCUGAAGAGGAAAAAGAUGACAAAGGAGACAAAUCGAAAAAGAAGAAAGCGCGCACAACGUUCACUGGCAGACAGAUAUUCGAACUAGAAAAAAAAUUUGAACAAAAGAAAUAUUUGUCCUCUACUGAAAGAACGGAAAUGUCGGCAUUGUUGAACGUUACUGAAACACAGGUGAAAAUAUGGUUCCAGAACCGUCGCACCAAAUGGAAGAAAGUAGAAAAUCUGUCUGGGAAUCAGGCCGCAGAAAUAAAACGUCAAGAGGCAAACGUGGACCAGAAGAAACAAAGAGAGGAAAGAACACCAAAAAGAAAUGAAAAAGAAACUAUUCUUUCAAGUGGUUCGAGUGAGUAUGAGGAGAGAGGUCUGCUUUCCACUAAUAGUAAAGACGGCGUGAAAAAAGAGACAGUAAGUCAAGUAAGAAACUCUGCAGGGACAGAUAAGGAAACUUUAGACGAGGAGAGCACAGGGACACAGCAGGGGUGUGAAGGAAAUGUAAAAGAAAACUUUAGUCAUACAAAACUAUCGAAAAAUAGUGACAUGAUAAAUGAGACCAUGACGGAAAAUCCACCGCCUGCCGAAAAAAUAAUAGACUCCGAAACACAUUCUGAAAAUGGAGAUUGUGAACAGAGAUUGAUUCCACUGGAAAAACGUGAAUGUGAGGGCGAAGAUCGCCUACGUUAAUGACUGUUUGUUUUUACAAAAACUUGUUUAUUUUUUGUUCUAAAACACAGAACUGUCAGUUUGGUUGUCUCAAAAUGACGCUAGAGAUUUCUUUAUUUUCUCUCUAAUAACUUCUGUCUUCUCACAACAUUUAACGCUAGCAUUUGAUGAAUGUACAUUUGAUCACUGUGACUAAUCACUGGUCUUCAGUAUUAAUCAUUAGAAUCCUCCACGGGGAAACGACCUAUCUUUGCUACUAAAGAAAGACAAGUAAUGAUUAGUAGUUGAGCGGUCCUGGUACAAGUACCGUUACUAAUAAAUGUGCUUUUUAGCUUCUUUAGCUGGCUCACUGUCUAUUUACGAUUGAUCUUUGGUUACCUCGAAAGCUAUAUGAACUUAAGUACUAGAAUUAUUUGUCUGCAGUUCAUGAUCAAAGUCAGGAAACACGUAUACUUGCAGCACUAAUCGAUAUGCCCUUCUCCUUAGUUAAUGGGACUUGUAACAGGUAAAGCGUAUUAAAUUGAAAUUGACAGAAUUUUUUUCUCUGUGCGGAAAAAUUCAUUUUCAUCAUCUCUGUCACGCGAGUGCACCAACGCAACAAGCAUUUUUACAUUUCUGCUGCUUUUUGCCUG
Lingula anatina is the source of this 2484-nucleotide messenger RNA. RefSeq lists its product as uncharacterized. Gene Ontology annotation, molecular function: DNA-binding transcription factor activity, RNA polymerase II-specific; RNA polymerase II cis-regulatory region sequence-specific DNA binding. The record is from RefSeq and is a predicted model, not a curated record. Gene Ontology annotation, cellular component: nucleus. Gene Ontology annotation, biological process: regulation of transcription by RNA polymerase II; cell differentiation. NCBI's taxonomy places the organism in Eukaryota, Metazoa, Brachiopoda, Lingulata, Lingulida, Lingulidae.